Messenger RNA from Phasianus colchicus (ring-necked pheasant), 2735 nucleotides. It is a transcript of the gene RGS1, whose product is annotated as regulator of G protein signaling 1. The record is from RefSeq and is a predicted model, not a curated record. NCBI's taxonomy places the organism in Eukaryota, Metazoa, Chordata, Aves, Galliformes, Phasianidae.
ACCAGCGGGGCUGCCUGCGUCAAUAAAAGGCGGCAGCAGGCAGCAAACUGACAUUUGGUGCUUGGAGGAUUAUCGCUGCAAGAGGCGCUUCCCAUCAAAGUUCAGUAAAAUGCCAGGAUUAUUUUUUUCCCAUAACAACAUGACUGAAUUAAAUGGAAAGGAGGACUGCAAGCUCGCAGAAGGCAAAAUCCAUAAAAAGAAGCAAAAGGCUUUUGGUGCAGAUCUCAAGAACUAUUUGAAGUGCAUGGUACCACAUCUUGAAUCUGGAAUCAAGUCUUCUAACUCUAGGAAUGUCAUGCUUUCUGCAGAGGAAGUAAUACAGUGGUCCCAGUCUUUGGAAAAGCUCCUGGCCAGCCAAAGUGGUCAAGGUGUCUUUCGGGAGUUCCUGAAGUCUGAGUUCAGCGAGGAGAACAUUGAGUUCUGGCUGGCCUGUGAAGAUUACAAGAAAACCAAGGCUGAUCACUUACAUGGCAAAGCAGAGAGGAUUUACGAGGAGUUUGUUCAGUCAGAUGCUAUUAAACAGAUCAAUAUUGACCAUCAGAUGAGGGAAGCAACAGCCAAAAGGGCUCAAGACCCAACUCACACAAGUUUUGAUGAAGCCCAGAGAACUGUCUACAUCCUCAUGGAAAGGGAUUCAUAUCCCAGAUUCUUGAAAUCCAAAACCUACCUGAACCUUCUGAAUCAGCUGCAGACCAGCAAUUCAAAAUAACGUGUUUGAGAGAAGAAAGAGUCAAGUAGACUCUGUGUCAAAUAUUCUGUGAACACAUUCUUCGGGGCGGUUGGAUCUCAGCAAAGAGAACACCUGCCUUAGGAGGUGGUACAAGAGGGAUGCAAACAGCUCUGUGGGCAAGAAAAUGCAGGAUGAGAGCUAACAAGACUGUUAUAAGUGUGAAGGCAACAUGGGGUGAAAAUCCUCUCCUUAACUUACAACAUGGAAUCAAGACAGGAUAUGGAUGCUAUUUAUUAUUUGAACUCUACUGUGAAUGUUGAACCAAGGGUUAGAAACCCAAAGAACUGCUGAUGGGAAAAGAUUAUGAAGGUUCAGAAGAAUAAGGAUGACAAUUUUAUAUAUAACAAGACAAGGCUCAGUUGAGACUGUGCAAUGGCUUUUUGAAAUCUGUGAAGUGUUAAUAAGUGUUUGACAGCUCUAUGAUAAUAUUGUGUGAUGUAAAUAUAUUAUAUAUCGACUCAUCUUAAAAUUGGUAUAUUCUAAGUUAUAUAAGCUGUACUUUUUUUAUGUUUGUGCUCAACAAACACAUGUAGCAUCUUUUCUGUACAUUUUCUGUUUAAUUUAUUGCAAACUUUUCAAUUAAAUCUACUGAAAAAAUCCAGAAGUUUCCCAUCUUUUUCAUACUCCCCCACCUACCAGCACCUGAGUCAAACCUCAAAUAUAGAAGUCAUCUCACCACUACGCUCACAGUUAAUCCAGCUCAAUGCUGAUGUUUAGCACAGCAGAUCAAUCACACUUGCUUACAUAGAGAGAUGGUAACUGAUCAGCAGUCACAUUACUUGUGGUAUUAGCACUAUACGACAGCAAACAACGGGCAUUUAAUUUCACUGCAAAUGUUGAAUUAAGUUUACCCUGUAAACCUAUUGUAAAAUAUGCAAUGUUAUGUGUAGUCUGUACUGUCAUGGGACUAAGGAAAGAGAAGUUGCAGUUAUACACAAACUAUGUAAGUACAAGUUUGGUAGUGCAUGCGCCUGAAGUGAUUAAGAUCUUGUGACAAUAGAGUUCAUAAUGAAAAUAAACCCAAGCAUCCCCUGGUCUUGAUGAGCUACUGUCAUGAGAGACAGCUGUCACGUGGCUGGCAACACAAGACUUGAUCUCACCCCUGGAGAUUCUCACUUUUCCAAAAAUAACAUGAGCUUAGUCAGGCACAGUGAGCUAUUCUAUAUCAAAUAGAGCAGCUGCAAACCCACAGACAUCAGCUCCUGGGGACUUGCUGCCGCCCUUUGGGGACUUUCGGGCCUCCAGGGGAGGAAAACAGCUCUUCCGGACACAGCACAGCUGUGUGGCAGCUGCUGUCACCAUCACCUCAUCAUCACAGCAGCACAUCCUUCCACUUCUAACACUAACUGAUACCAAAAAACAGCUCUGCCUCCCACACCAGGGUAUCCUCACGGUACGUGGUAAGCAUGUUUGGACAAACAAGUGAUCACAUAGUUUAAAAGCCACAAAAGAUAAGAGUACCUGCGCUCUUUGUGCUUAGGGAACCGGGUCUCAUCUGCACUGGUUACCUCCUCAAAGCUGUCUACUUCCACUGCUCACGUCACAGGAUGUUGUCACAGCACUACAGGUGCUCCCACAAAGCCUGUUAAGCACAUCAGCUGCUUUCACAACUGAAACUACAUUGAAGUGAUGCCAUUCUUCUGAACUUAAACCUCUUGAACUCAUAUAGACCCUAUAUAAACUCUAAUUUAUACCCCAAAAACUGCAGUUUCACAGUUGUGCUGUAAUCUUGCCAAACAUCUGUUUGACCCUUCUGUCCAAAAUCAUACAUAGCAUGGCGAGGUAGGGCUGCUAUUUUCUAAUGACUUGUUGAUGCCAGGGAAGAGUGUCAGAAGUUGUCUGUGUCCGGGAAGACUGCAGGAUGGGGUAAUGGUGGGUAUAACACUUCCAUCUCAAUGUAGUCCUCAGAGCUGGGUACAACCAUGGUGAGAAGGCAGGCCCUGGAGCAUUGUCAUGGGUUUGAGUUCCACAGCAGCCGCUGUUCACUCCAAUAGAGGGCUGGCAC